This is a messenger RNA of Ilex paraguariensis (yerba mate), 1242 nucleotides long. The record is from the annotation of a GenBank genome assembly. NCBI's taxonomy places the organism in Eukaryota, Viridiplantae, Streptophyta, Magnoliopsida, Aquifoliales, Aquifoliaceae.
AUGGGAAACAGACCCAAAAUAAGCUCAGAUCUAAGGUUCUCUAAGAGAGAAUUAAGUGGUGAGAGAAAAGAACCAUUGAUGGACUCUGAGAAUAUGAGCUUUAAUGACUACAGACAAUACCAGAACAACCAGAGCAAUUCUGGGUUGUUGAGGUUUCGCUCAGCUCCGAGCUCUUUGCUUGAAAGUUUCACAGAUGGGAUUGUUAAGAGCGGUAAAUCCAGUCAAGAAGCUCAGGGGUUGACUUCAAGAUUUAGUUCCUCUACUGGAAAUGGCAAUUUGGGUUCACAGAGUUUUCAGGAUUUCGAAGAUGAUAAGUCUUUGGUUAAUGGGUAUUCCUUGAGUUCACAAUUGCCACCUCAGUGUCCAAGACAAGUUACAUCAACCCAAGUGAAUGGUAUGGAGGGUGCUUAUAGGGUUGUGAGUUCUAUGGGUAUGGAUAAUCAGGGGCAAGGGAAAAUGGGUUCCAAUCUUGUGAGGAAAAAUAGUUCUCCAGCUGGGUUCUUCUCUCAGCUCACUGCUCAAAAUGGCUAUGCCACAAUAAGAGGGGUUGGAGAUUACAGAGUGGGGAAUGGUGCUAAUUGUGAUUUAAGUCCAUCAUCAAGCGGAUUGAAAGGUCAGAUGAAUUUCUCAUUUGGGGUACCUUCUUCGUUGGGAAUGUUGACUCGGAUAUCUGAAAACGAGAGUCAAAACAUUGGGGUGAGUUGUCCUGAUGAUGGAAGGCUUGGAAAUGGCAAUGGAGACACUCAAUUUUCCGGCUUUGGAUACCCGUUUGGUUCUUGGAAUGAUUCUGCACAUUUCGCAGAGAAUUUCACCAGCCCAAAGAGGGACCUAGAUAAUGAUGAGAAACUAUUUGCUGGGGCUCAGAACGGGGAGCUAGGAAAGCGCAUGACUAUUUUGUCACACCACUUAAGUUUACCAAAGACUUCAGCCGAAAUUGCUGCCAUGGAGAAGUUACUGCACUCCCCAGAUUCUGUUCCCUGUAAAAUCCGAGCAAAGCGAGGUUGUGCUACUCAUCCCCGAAGCAUUGCAGAGAGGGUAAGAAGAACGCGGAUCAGUGAAAGAAUGAGGAAACUACAAGAGCUUGUUCCAAACAUGGACAAGCAAACGAACACUGCAGACAUGUUAGAUUUGGCUGUCGAUUAUAUUAAAGAACUUCAAAAACAGUAUCAGACUCUUAGCAAAAAUCGGGCAAACUGCAAAUGUUUCAGUACACAGAAGUCAGUCCCGAAUCAAACGGUUUGA